Messenger RNA from Acanthosepion pharaonis, 1365 nucleotides. Lineage: Eukaryota; Metazoa; Mollusca; Cephalopoda; Sepiida; Sepiidae. The record is from the annotation of a GenBank genome assembly.
AUGCUGAGGGGCUGUCAUGGAGAUGAGUUCGCUUGCAGAUCUCGGAGAGUGUUGCCCUUCCCUUUGAAACAACUUGUCUCCACCCACACCUACUACAGCCAUCCACUGCUUACUCCGCCCUCCACUCGUUCUGUUCUUUCCUAUCUAUCUAUCUAUCUAUCUAUCUAUCUAUCUAUCUAUCUAUCUAUCUAUGUUCCUAAGUAUGUUGCUAUCUCUAUCUCUCUCUCCCACUAUCUAUCUAUCUAUCUAUCUAUCUAUCUAUCUAUCUUAGUCUGUUCCUAUCUAUCUAUAUUCCUAAGUAUGUUGCUAUCUCUAUCUCUCUCUCUCCCACUAUCUAUCUAUCUAUCUAUCUAUCUAUCUAUCUAUCUAUCUAUCUAUCUUAGUCUGUUCCUAUCUAUCUAUGUUCCUAAGUAUGUUGCUAUCUCUAUCUCUCUCUCUCCCACUAUCUAUCUAUCUAUCUAUCUAUCUAUCUAUCUAUCUAUCUAUCUAUUCUGUUCCUAUCUAUCUAUCUAUCUAUCUAUCUAUCUAUCUAUCUAUCUAUCUAUCUAUCUAUCUUUGUUCCUAUCUAUCUAUGUUCCUAAGUCUGUUCCUCUAUCUAUCUAUCUCUCUAUCUAUCUAUCUAUCUAUCUAUCUAUCUAUCUAUCUAUCUUCCUAUCUAUCUAUGUUCUUAACUAUGUUCCUAUCUCUCUCUCUCUAAUAUGUUGCUAUUUCUAUAUCUCUCUAUAUAUCUAUCUAUCUAUCUAUCUAUCUAUCUAUCUAUCUAUCUAUCUAUGUUGCUAUCUCUCUCUCUCUCACUAUCUAUCUAUCUAUCUAUCUAUCUAUCUAUCUAUCUAUCUAACUAAAUCUUAUUCGACUCCUACACACCUGAAGUGGAACCAGCUGUCACAUCAUCACAGCAAAUAUCUUGAUCGCCCUGUGGGGCUUUACAUAUUGAACAGAGCCAAACCACCUCCCCUUCAUCAUAAGGCGAUGAAUAAGGAGGGGCUGAAGCUGCAUCAGCAGAGGAGGUCAAGGACAGCACUCCAUCUUCUUCAUCCACUGACAGGGACAACUCGUGCGGGAACAGGUGCUUCAAAGAGUGUACCUGCACUCUCCCACCCUCCUGUUAAGGAACGGCAUUCUAGAACGGUCCUGAGGCCUCUCCCUGAGGCUCAAAAGGUAUUCAUCAUACCAACGGGCCCUACAUUUUUCCAGGCACCAGUUCCGCAUCUGCAUGGCUCUGACGAUUCUUUCCCUGCUGCGGUGGGCAUAGAAGGAACACAGUCUUCCUCGUUCAGGUUCAACAGCAGUCCAGGACUCACACCAGGCAGCAAAAACAUGCUCGGUGUUACCGCUUCCAGCUCUCUCACCGCCGAUUCUCGAUAG